AAAUUCAUGCCAUCUUCUUUCUGCUUGGCCUCUGCCGCUGCUCUCGCCUCAAGGGAGGGCCUUGCACCACCCAAAAGAUGGCAACAACAAGGACUUUGUUUCCACAAUCCCUUGCCGCUGCCUUGGCCAUCUUCUCCCUUCUUUUCAUCGCCGCCUCGGCUCAAGCGAUACCCCAACAAAACUCCAAGCCGAGAAACAACAUUCAGAAGAAUGGUAAUGCAAAUGGCAAACCAAGAAGACCACCGACGACGGCGGAGCUUGCGAAGAAGAUAAAGUCGGCUUCCUUCGUGAAAGAGGUUGUUUCUGCUCACAACGCUGCAAGAGUCACCAUCGGACAGACACCCAUGGUGUGGAACUAUACCCUUGCCUACUUCGCCAAACAGUGCGCUAAAAAGCGCUUAAACGAUUGCAAGUUGAUCCAUUCUUAUGGCCCUUACGGGGAGAACCUGUUUUGGGGUGGCAAAAGCCAUUGGACCCCGAGCGAGGUGGUGAAAUUUUGGGUUGAGGAGAAGGCUUAUUAUGAUCCGAAGUCAAACACGUGUGCCACGGGCCAAAUGUGCGGACAUUACACCCAGAUUGUCUGGAAAGAUUCGGUCAGGGUUGGUUGUGCUCGUAUCAACUGUUACAAUGGUAAAGGCAUGUACGUGAUUUGUAGCUAUGAUCCGCCGGGCAAUUAUAUCAAUGAACACCCAUUUGGUGACUUGGCUAAUAUUGACAAUGUGAAUAAGAUUGCACUGCCACCGCUGUGGAAACCACCCGUUGUUGCCCCAACCUUGCCAGUACACUAAAAGCCUAUGUAAAUUAAUGGAUGAUAUGGGAGGGAGUUCAACGAGAAUUGAUCAUGGCUUUGGCUAAAGCAGGGGAAUUUAUCUCUUUUUUCUUUUCUUUUUUCUCUUUUUAUAUCUGUAAGAACAUGGCAAGACAUGUGGUCUGUACUUGUCUGUUAUAUUUAAAUGAAAAUUCCAAAAGUUUAAACUGUU
Molecule: messenger RNA, 980 nt
Organism: Theobroma cacao (cacao)
Lineage: Eukaryota; Viridiplantae; Streptophyta; Magnoliopsida; Malvales; Malvaceae
Product: CAP (Cysteine-rich secretory proteins, Antigen 5, and Pathogenesis-related 1 protein) superfamily protein
Cellular component (GO): extracellular region
Source: RefSeq, a predicted model, not a curated record